Molecule: messenger RNA, 570 nt
Organism: Plenodomus lingam JN3
Lineage: Eukaryota; Fungi; Ascomycota; Dothideomycetes; Pleosporales; Leptosphaeriaceae
Source: RefSeq, a predicted model, not a curated record
AUGCUCUUCCAGAAGCUCGCCAUUGUUUCGGCUCUUGCCGCCCUCGUUGCCGCUCAGGACAUCGGUCAAGACGACAUCCCCAGGGAGUGCACAGCCAUCUGUGCUCCAGUAGUCACACUUGCCAGAGACUGCGACAACAGAAACGAGAACGACCCUGCUGAACUCGACUGCGUCUGCAGAGCACCCGGCGCAAACACAAUGAUCCCUGCCUGCGAUGCCUGCGUCGCCCAAUUCCAGCGUCCUGACGUUGACGACGACAACGACGACAUUGUCCCCGACGUCAAUGAUGUUCGUGAGGUCCUCUCCCGCUGCAGCUUCACAACUGCUUCCUUCAAUCCCGCUGCCACUGCCAGCUCCAUUAUGCAGUCAAUCGGCGGUAACAUGUCUGCUCCCACUCCAACUGGCGGCGCUGUCGUUACCACUACCUCUGGUGGUGUCGUCAUGACCACUACCCUCGCCAGUGCUGCAACCAGUGCUCCCCCUCAGCAAACUACCAACGCUGCUUCUGGUCUCCAGGCUGGUGCUGCUCUUGGACUCGGUGCUCUGGGUUUCGCUCUUGGAAUGUUGUAA